GCUCCUGCGGGAGGAGAGCCGCGCAGAGGGGACUGGGAGAGCUGUGGAAAUAUGAAGUUCUCCGGGUUUCUCUCCACGCGCAAGUGAAUGACAGCAGACUCGUUUCGUGGAUUAAGGCACGCGGGAUUAAGAAGUUUAUUCACGCGUGAGGGGAAAACACUGAUUUGUGCAACAGGAGCGCAAAGAAAAAAAACAACAUCACAUCUAAUUCAGGUAAUCAGAGACGGGAUGGAGGAGAAGAUGAGAGAGGGAUGGUGAAUGAAGAUCGACGACUGACCUUUCACCCUUGAGAGAGAGCUGUCUCCCUGGGAGGGAUUCCAGGGAGGGGCCGGCCUAGUUCACAUGAUGGACGUGGACUCAGAGGGCAUCACCUCCGGACCAAACAUCACAAACUGCUCCGCCCCCGCUGCUGGCAGCCUGCAAGCUGUCCAGUUCACAGAUGGGACGGCAGUGGUGGUGUUCGUUCUAAGCCUUCUCACCCUCCUCACCGUGCUCGUCAACGGUGGCGUCAUCCUCGCCAUCUGCACCACCAAGAAGCUCCACCUGCCCGCCAACUACCUCAUCUGCUCCCUUGCCGUCACUGACUUCCUGGUGGCGCUCCUUGUCAUGCCCAUCAGCAUCCUUUACAUCACCAUGGAGAGGUGGUCACUGGGUCGGGUGGUGUGUGAGAUGUGGUUGAGUGUGGACAUGACCUGUUGCACCUGCUCCAUCCUGCACCUGUGCGUCAUCGCUCUGGACCGAUACUGGGCCAUCACUAAAGCCAUCGAGUACGCCCGCAAGAGGUCAGCUCGCCGUGCUGCUGUCAUGGUGGGAACUGUCUGGGUCAUCUCCAUCUUCAUCUCCAUCCCUCCUCUGUUCUGGAGGCAGAGGGCGAACAAAGGCCGUUUCCAACAGUGCAUCAUCGAGCACGACCACCUGGGAUACACCAUAUACUCCACUUUAGGAGCGUUUUAUAUCCCCAUGAUCAUCAUUCUGAUCCUCUACUACAGGAUCUACAACGCCGCCAAAACCCUCUAUCAAAAGCGCGGCUCCUCUCGGCACCUCAGCAGCCGCAGCAUGGGCAGCCAGAACUCUAUGGACCACUGCAGAGUCUCACACACAUUCUGCGUGUCGGACAUGUCCAAUUCAGAUCCCACCCUCACCUCUGACAAACUCCACACUGCCAUCCGCAUUCCGUCCUUCGAGACGGACGUGGACGGGCAGGACGAGAAGAACCAGAUCUGCACCACACGAGAGAAAAAAGCAGCAAGGAUCCUGGGCCUCAUCCUCGGGGCCUUCAUCAUCUGCUGGCUGCCGUUCUUCGUGAAGGAGCUCCUGGUGGGUCUGCAGGUGCUGGAGCCCUCCCAGCUCCUCUCAGAUCUCCUCACAUGGCUGGGUUACGUCAACUCUCUAAUUAACCCCCUGCUGUACACCAGCUUCAAUGACGACUUCAAGCUAGCCUUUAAAAAGCUGCUCAGGAGAAAAGAGCAUGCGUAGAGGAGGAUGAGGAUGUGAGGUGACGAACACUAAAGGGAAUGUAUGCAUGUUGAACUGACUGUCUCCUGACAGUGCGGACUCUGAUGUUUGCCUUUCUGCUGAAAAAGUGACGUCUCGAUGAAGUAUAUAUUCUCUGUUUUUCAUAAAGGAAUUAUUU
Notolabrus celidotus (New Zealand spotty) is the source of this 1633-nucleotide messenger RNA. RefSeq names its product 5-hydroxytryptamine receptor 1E. Gene Ontology annotation, cellular component: membrane. Gene Ontology annotation, biological process: adenylate cyclase-activating adrenergic receptor signaling pathway. Bases 343 to 1476 code for a protein of 377 amino acids. The transcript is spliced from 2 exons. Lineage: Eukaryota; Metazoa; Chordata; Actinopteri; Labriformes; Labridae. Gene Ontology annotation, molecular function: G protein-coupled receptor activity. The record is from RefSeq and is a predicted model, not a curated record.